CCAAAUCUGCAUAGUUGGCGCCCUCGUGUGGGCGCUACCCUGGCGCUAUGACACAAAUACCAGACGCGUCCUCCGUCAUAGUCCCGCCGUACACAAAAUAUGGUCCGCCGUCUGGUUUAUUUUCGCCAUUCAAAACUCGGUCCUUCUCAUCUAUCAGUUUUACUCCUUCUUUGCCCGGGUCCAAUUAGACAACGGGAGUUACCGCCCGGUUUUUAUGAACUCCUUCUGCGUCUUUUGGUACCUCUACUCCAUCUCGUUGAACACGUUGAUGUUCACGUAUCGAGAAAAGUUUCGGAAUUAUAUAAACACUUUGCUGGCCUUUAAUGAGGAGUGUGUGGAUCGCUACGUGAUACACCUCGACGAUUUGGAAGAUCAUGGCAAUGCUGUUUUAAAAGUUUGCAUUCCCGCCAACUUUAUUCAACUCUUGCUGUCCUGCACUCUCUAUUUAUUCAUGCCGUUUCAACCCUGGUAUUUAACGAGUUACGUAUACGAGCCAGGCAAUCCGCAGUGGUGGCUACUUCUGGGUGCGUUACAAGAAUGGAUCAUGGCUGGUCAAACGAUUGCAGUAUUUUGUCUCCUCGCCUGGAUGUCUGUCGCGCAUGGAAAUAGCGUCGAGUUCUGGUUAAUGGAGGCGCAUCAAAACAACGACACGGGCUACACGACUGGCCACCUUCGCCAGGCUCACAGUGUCAUCGAAAUGUACAGAUCUCUUCAAGUAUUGACCGGCCUCCUGAAUGAGUGCAUUGCUCCCACAGCAUUCCCAAUUAUGAAGGUCGUCAACUGGACAGCCCUGAUUUCCUGUGGCUACGUCCUAAUUCGUUCCAUGAAUAACAAGUUUAUCGAAGAGUUUCCCGCCAUUUUGACGUACCCUUUUGGCGUGGUGAUCUGCGUCUGCUGCAGUUACGGCAUGUUACAAAUCUCCGCGGAAAUGUUUGACAUGGCGACCUCCUUCCUCAACUCGUGGUCGCAGACGAAGCAUAAAAAUCUGCGCAGAAUUAUGACCUCCUGCGCCACGCUGCGAAUUAACGUGGGCCGCUUCUACUUCGUCACGGUGAACACGACGGUGACCUAUUUUCAGAAGACGUUCGACUACAUUAUUGAUUGUAUCAUUACCUUCCCGUAAUUUCCCACCAAAUUCAUUAUACCUGCUCAAGAAAAAUGAUUUACUCAAAAUUCAUUCAGUUCAAAAAUUCCAAGAGAAGUCAUUCAUUCAUUAUUCAAUUAAGCAAAAGUUUAAAAUAACAAGUUUUCAUUAAUCAUUUUGUAUUCAUUUUUAUUCCAAAAUCACCUAAUUACUUAAUGGAGUUCUUAAUGUACCCCAUGUAUGUACAUAUUUAGGCAUAGCGCAAAACAUUUAUGCUUAA
Folsomia candida is the source of this 1364-nucleotide messenger RNA. RefSeq lists its product as uncharacterized. The coding region runs from base 215 to 1123 and encodes 302 amino acids. NCBI's taxonomy places the organism in Eukaryota, Metazoa, Arthropoda, Collembola, Entomobryomorpha, Isotomidae. The transcript is spliced from 5 exons. The record is from RefSeq and is a predicted model, not a curated record.